Messenger RNA from Triticum dicoccoides, 1442 nucleotides. RefSeq names its product putative receptor-like protein kinase At4g00960. The transcript is spliced from 6 exons. The coding region runs from base 11 to 994 and encodes 327 amino acids. The record is from RefSeq and is a predicted model, not a curated record. Lineage: Eukaryota; Viridiplantae; Streptophyta; Magnoliopsida; Poales; Poaceae. Gene Ontology annotation, biological process: protein phosphorylation. Gene Ontology annotation, molecular function: ATP binding; protein kinase activity.
CGACAGUGUCAUGGCUAGCAAAUUGCAAAAUACAACAAGUCUAACGGUCCGAGUAUUACAAGAAAUCACGGAUAAUUUCUCUGAGAAGAGAAAAAUUGGUCAAGGUGCAUAUGGAAAGGUCUAUCUGGCAGAGCUUGAAAAUGGAGAAGAAAUUGCUGUGAAGGUCCUUUACAAUAACAUGCCAGAGAUUGAUGAUGUAAAAUUCCAACAUGAGUUCGAAAACCUUAUGAGGCUCGAGCAUCACAACAUUGUAAGGUUAGUUGCCUAUUGCUAUGAAACACAACAUCAACCUAUGCAGUAUAUGGGAAGAACAUUUUUUGCUGAAAGGACAUACAGAGCACUCUGCUUUGAGUAUAUGCAAAAUGGAAGCCUUGAAAAACACCUUUCUGAUGAAGGUGAUGGACUUGACUGGCAUACACGUUACAAAAUUAUCAAGGGGGUAUGGAAGGGUUUAAAGCACCUUCAUGAAGGAUUUGAUAAACCAAUUUACCAUUUAGACCUAAAGCCUGGUAAUAUGUUGUUAGACAAGAACAUGGUGCCAAAGCUUGCGGACUUUGGUUUGUCCAAGCUCUUCAGUGAUAAACAAACCAUGAUCACACAAACUCCUAUAGGAACAAUUGGAUACGUGCCGAUGGAAUUCUUACAUGGAAACAUAGUCUCAAACAAGUUUGACAUAUUCAGCUUGGGUGUCGUAAUGAUAAAAAUAAUUGCAGGCCAUGGAGGCCAUUCCAGAAGUGCCGAAAUGCCUCUUUGUGAGUUUUUUGAUUUGGUACAAGAAAAGUGGAGGGAGAGGAUGCUAGAAACAUGUCAAGCUUCGAGGCUACUGGAAGCAUACUGCAAACAAGUUAAUGUAUGCACUAAGAUUGCACUGAGUUGCGUGGAUAUUGAUAGACACAAAAGGCCAAAUAUAGCGGAUAUCAUCAAUCAAUUGAAUGACACCGAAGCUGCAGUUAACAUGGCGUUGUCAUUGAGCAUAAAAACAAGUAGGCCAUGAUUGUGGUCGUCAACAAGCUUGGUCCAAACUUCAUCGUUAAGCUCAAACUCGCCGAGGGCACGAGGAAGCUUGUCACCAUCGACGACCUGUACUGGAGCCUCAAUGUGAGCAAGCAUCUGCUGGCCGGCAUGACCGUAUUCGUCCUGAGCAUUGUUAAGCUCAAACUCGCCGAGGGCACCAGGAAGCUUGUCACCAUCGAUGGCCUGUACUGUGAGCAAGCAUCUGCUGGCCGGCAUGACCGUAUUUGUCCUAAGACCACAACCAGGUUGCUCUGUCAGGGCAAACCAGGACACAGACACACAUGAGGUGGACACACAAACACGAUGAAACCCUAAGAACUUCAAAGAACUCGGGGAAGGAGACACUCACACGAACACACUACAUUUUGCGACACAUAAACUUUGUGUAUUUUUCUCCUUUCUUCCUUUUAUUCAACUGAGUAAAAUAU